CAACACGUGCGUCACGUGCAUGAUUCCACGCGCCGAUUGCGCCACCAGCGCUUUCACGGCGCCGAAGAGCUGACGGGCGCCCAAUCUCUGCAAGAGAUCAGGGAUGCUUGCCUCCCCCAUUGUUCGUACCGGAACCUAUGGCGUCGGCGCUGCGCACCCGGGCAUCCAUCGUUAUGCGGCCAAAGUAGAGGGGGGGCGAUGGUCCGCUGAGGUGGCUGGUGUUGCCCGUGGUGGGAGAGACGCGGAAGGCGGAUCUGCACAAUUGCGCAUCUUUUGCUGUCAAGCUUGAGCACGGUGUGCAUGGCUUGGAGAGCGUGCGAGGGGGUGAGCCAGUCUGAGA
Molecule: messenger RNA, 340 nt
Organism: Aspergillus ibericus CBS 121593
Lineage: Eukaryota; Fungi; Ascomycota; Eurotiomycetes; Eurotiales; Aspergillaceae
Exons: 1
Coding region: 104-289 (61 amino acids)
Source: RefSeq, a predicted model, not a curated record